Messenger RNA from Chondrus crispus (carragheen), 150 nucleotides. RefSeq lists its product as hypothetical. The transcript has a single exon. Bases 1 to 150 code for a protein of 49 amino acids. The record is from RefSeq and is a predicted model, not a curated record. Lineage: Eukaryota; Rhodophyta; Florideophyceae; Gigartinales; Gigartinaceae.
AUGAGAUCGAGAUGCUGGGAGGCGGGUGACGGGGAGGGUGGGGGGAGGGGUCCGGAUGGCGGGUCUGGGCAGGCUGUAGGGCAGUAUUGUAGGGGCUGGACUGCGGCGUUUCUAACACGGCAAGUUAGAAUGGCGUUGCCAAGUUUGUAA